AUGGCACCGACGCCGAGUCAGGCCCAUGCGCUUGCACUUGUGGAGCGAAUUGAGGGCUGCCUAAGCCUCGUCGCUGUGUUACUCAUCUUCAUUGCGUACGGGCUCGUGGCGCGACUGCGGAACCCUCGGAAUACCUUCAUUAUCAUGGCGAGCAUCGCCAACCUCGGCUCAAGCAUCGCUUACAUCAUUGCGAGGGAUGGACUCGCCGCUGGGGAAGACUCUGCGCUCUAUAAGGCGCAGGCGUUUCUGCUUCAAAUGCUCGGGCAGUCCGAUCCGUGGUGGGCUUUUGGACUAUCCUUCAAUACCCUCCUUGUUGUCCUGGGCCAUACAAACCCCCAUACGUUCCACGCAUGGCAGCACUGUCUCGUCUGCUUCGGAGGGCCAUUUACCAUCGCUUUUGCGCUGCUUUUUAUUUCAACACGAGCUCGUGGACCUAUUUAUGGCUAA
Molecule: messenger RNA, 447 nt
Organism: Fusarium vanettenii 77-13-4
Lineage: Eukaryota; Fungi; Ascomycota; Sordariomycetes; Hypocreales; Nectriaceae
Exons: 2
Coding region: 1-447 (148 amino acids)
Biological process (GO): adenylate cyclase-activating G protein-coupled receptor signaling pathway
Cellular component (GO): plasma membrane
Molecular function (GO): G protein-coupled receptor activity
Source: RefSeq, a predicted model, not a curated record